Chlamydomonas reinhardtii is the source of this 2401-nucleotide messenger RNA. RefSeq lists its product as uncharacterized. Gene Ontology annotation, cellular component: cytoplasm; ubiquitin ligase complex. The record is from RefSeq and is a predicted model, not a curated record. The transcript is spliced from 3 exons. The coding region runs from base 304 to 1371 and encodes 355 amino acids. Gene Ontology annotation, molecular function: protein binding. Lineage: Eukaryota; Viridiplantae; Chlorophyta; Chlorophyceae; Chlamydomonadales; Chlamydomonadaceae.
GUUACUUAUUUACAGUCACAACAACAAAGUUUUUUAGUUGCGUUUUCGCCUCGCUGUAUUGCAGCCGCUGAAACUUCGCGCGUGCACUAGCUGUUUUAUCUGUAUUCCGGGGUUGAGCAUGUCAUCGAAAUACCAUGAGGUUAGUCGCGCCGAUCGCCGCGUGCUUCUUUGGGGCAGGCGCUAUGCAAGACUACCGCAAGCUAAUGCCUUGCGCAGUGGCUCGUUGCAGACUUCAAACAACUUUCCAGCAAGGAGCUGAGGUCACCAAAAUUCAAGCUGGGAGCAUACAACUGGCAGCUCUUGAUGUACCCACACCAAGAUAAGGAGCCCCGCACGCACAUCUCUUUGUUCCUGGAGGCUGUCGAUGUCGCAGCAGGGGCACAGCCGCCCACACUAGCAUUCAAGCUUUACGUGAAGCACUGGAAGGACUCCAACAAAGACUCCAUCUGCGAAAGCAAGGAGCCGAAAACCUUCAACGUGAGGUGGGGCUUCAGCGCUUUCUUUCCCCGCGCUCAACUCACGACGGACUCUGGUUUCAUCCGCCGCCGCGAUGGCGCCCUGCUCCUGGCCGCGGAGAUUGAGCUGCCGGCUGGGCUGGCGGCGGCAGCAGGAGCAGCUGCCGGCGGCAGCUGCCGCAGCAGCAGCUCCAGCGCAUACCCAGCUAGCAUCACAGACGGCGCGGCGCGCCAGGACGUUAGCGGUGACCUCCUGGCCCUGCUGGAAAAGCCAGGCUCCACCUCUGACCUGACCAUCGUCGCGAUCGCUGGCAGCGACAGCGGUGCCGAUACGGGAGGCUCAGGAAAUGGUGAGGCACCGGCGGCUACGUGGCUGAAACGGAAGUUAGUCACGGACAAGGGACGGAAGGGCGGCUGCGUGGGCAGCCCGGACACGAGGCGCAGGUUCGACGUGCACCGCGCCAUCCUGGCGGCGCGCUGCCCCUACUUCGCCACACACUUCGCCAGCGGCAUGGGCGACAGCGCGGCCCGCGAGCUAGAUAUGCCGGACACGGACCCGGGCGCGCUGGCGGCGCUGCUUCGCUUCAUCUACGGCGGCGAGCUUGUUGUCGCCUCCCGCGCGCAGGCCCGCGCCGGCCUGGCCCUGGCGGACCGGCUGCUGCUGCCCAAGGCGGUGGCGCUGCUGCGCGCGCAGCUGCUGGCCAGCCUGUGCCCCAGCGCCAUCGCCGCCGACCUGAUGUGGGCGGCUGGGUGCGGCGACCAGGCGGGGCUGCUGGUGGAGCUGCUGGACUUCGCGGCGGAGGCUGCAGACGAGGUGCCCCAGUCCGACUUGCAGCAGCUGGCGGCGGCGCACCCGGGGCUCACGGCGCAGCUGUUCGCCGCCAGCGUGCGCGCCGCCAAGCGCUCGAAAUCUUGAAGGAGGGAGAGAGAGAGUGGGGCAGGAUGUGUAUUGGGGAGCAGUGGGUGUCGUCGCAGAUUGGGUGCGGAUGGGAAGUUGUAAGAUGAGAUGAUGAUAGCGCGGGCCACGGGGAGUGAGGAGCACCGGUGCUGCUGUCACAGGUAUGAUGCCUGCACGGCUUGAGUCUGUGGUUGGUGCGGGUACCGAAUGCCAUGUGAUCAGGGAAAUGAUUUGUAUGUGUGUGUAGGUGAUGGCCAAAGCAUCAACAACACUACUGCCCGCCUUGUACAGCACCGGUACCGUAACGUUCGCCAGAAGUUCCCCGCCUUUGAUGAUUCCCGGGUUGGCAUGACUGCAUGAAUUCCAUAAAGGUGUGGGCCGUGGGGACAAGGCCAUGCAUUUCAUAGGUCAAUCAUUUCGACCCAUACAGCUCAGCAGGUGUUGACGCUGGCAGGGGGGGGGGUAGAAUCUUCCGAAACAGACCCCAUGCCUCAAAUGGAUAGAGCUCAACGAGAAAAUCACGAAUCCGCUUUCAAAAUUGAAAAUGGGUUUCUGGAUGCAAAGUUAUGGCCCCUCAAAGUUGUCGGUCGGUCGGUCGGUCUGGGGUCCCACGAAGUUUUGCACAGGUUCGUGCCAAGUUUUGUUCCUAGCGCUUCUGUCCUGCAACACGCGGCGCAAUGGGUGCAGCUCCACGAUGCGUGCGUAGGUAUACCCCAGGCUCAGCACACGUGCAUAGUUUGGGGCAGUUUGGGGAGCGGCAUGUCGGCAUCUCGGGAGAUGCCUGGGGAACUGGUCAGGGACAAGCCGGUGCCGGCCGGGUUGUGCAUGGUGAACGUGUCAGCACAUUUCACACUACCAAGUAACAUCGGAAUAAGCCGUUGCAUAGCAGGCCAGUCUAUCGAAUACUUGUCGGCAGACGGUUGGACAUGUCUACAUGUCCACGUGUCGGUCGGCCAAAGUGUGUUCCCAAGGCGGAUCAUUUUACAUAGCGAUAGAGCUCACCGAGAGCAGUCGAUUGGCACCAACCUGACAAAAAACUAAGGGGUUC